AUGACCUUUCGAAUGACCUGGCAACAAGCUGAAGAGGGUUGCAAACACUGGAAUGGAGCACAUUUGAUUUCGAUCAAAGACGAGAAAGAAUUAAGCAAAAUUGACGCUGUUAUACAAACGGAGGUUGGAGUUCAGAACGCUUCAUCGCGUUGGAUUAGUCAACUGUAUAAAAAAACACCAAACUUGGGAUGGUGGAUUGGAUUUGGACAAUUGUGUCCAAAUCAAAAUGCCAAAAAGAUGCCUGAAAUGAGGUGGACUGACGGAGAGAUGUCCGAUAUCAAAAAGCUGACAAAAAUUGGCGAUGUUGAGGUCAGAGUACCGAAAAUAGAAGAAUGGAGCCAGCAUUAUUGUCUGUCAUAUCAUUUUGAAAGAGAUGAUGAUGGUGAUGAGGUUAAACGAUAUUUUAACAUGAGCGAAUGUACACAAAGAAGAAAUUUCAUCUGUAAAAUGCCUGCUUUACAACAGGAUCGCAUUGAUGAUGAUCUCGUUUUGGAUGAACACUUAGAUGAGAAAUCGGCUGAAGUUAUCGAAGAAAAUCGGAACGAAAUGAGCUUGCAAUUUCCGUGCGGAACAGAUCCACUGUAUUGUCCGAUGAAAGAUGAGAAUGGUGAAACGAUAUGCUACCACUUACUAACGAAACAGCACUUUUGGCAACAGGCAAGGGAGUCAUGCGAAGUGGAAUACGAGUCUGAUCUGGCAUCGAUACACUCCAAAAAACAAUCUGAGUUCAUCUAUCAAAUGAUAAUGAUUCAGCCAUCAAUAAGUGGUGAAACGAAAUAUUGGAUUGGUUUACAUCGACGAAACGCGCAGAGACAAUAUCUGUGGUCGGACGAUACAGCACUGAAUUACAUGGAAUUGAGAACGCAAGAAAAUGAAGACGAAGAUGAAGGUAAUGAAUAUGGAGCGUGUAACGCCAUGAAGUUGAAAAUGAGAACUAUUGCAGACUAUUCGUGGAUUCAUCAGAGAUGCGAUAAUAAGCGGUUAGCGAUUUGUCAAAAACCAGGUUUUGGUUCGAAAUUGCACGAGAUAACCUCAAAGAAGGAUGAACAGAAAGCGAUUUCAUCAUCCUGGAAAUGUCCCGAUGGUUACAAGCUUUUCAGAGGAAUGUGCUACAAAGUGUUUGGUUUGAACAAAGACCCAGCUCAAACGUUCGAUAAAGCGAAAAAAUCAUGUGAAGAAUUGAAGUCAACAUUAGUCAGUCUAACCGAUCCGUACGAACAAGGCUUUGUGUUAUCGAUGCUAUAUGGCGUGAAUAGUGACGCAUGGAUUGGAAUGGAUAUGACCAAAGGGCGUAUCAGAUGGCUUGAUGCCGAACCUGUUCGAAUGACUAGAUUUAGUCCUGAUUGUCGUAUAGUGAAAAUUGGUAACGAUAGACACGUCUUUCAAAAUGCGGAAUUCGUGGGAUUUGCGCAAGACGCGUGCGUAUCACUCGAUGCUACCACUAUGAUUGGAUACUGGGAUUUGACAUUCAAUAUUUCUGAGGUGUCACGUUCAGAAUCUGGUAAAACGAAAACAGUUAGCAAUGGUCAAUGCAGUACCAAGAAGUUGCCAUAUAUAUGUGAAAAAUAUGCAGAAAAAUCCGAUCAGAAAAUGAAACACAAAUUUUGCUACUCAAAUGGUGCUGUCACAUAUUGCUUUCCAGCAGUUGACCCCAAUAAGCAUGAUUUGAUGAUGAUUUUUUCAGUAAAUGGAUAUUACAAUUUCACCGAAGCAGCCAAAAUAUGUUCAGAGUUGCCCAAAAAAAGCCCGUAUAAUACAGCCAAAAACAACUACGGACAAACAGCUCAAGUUGAUGACCUUUUCGAAUGGUCAUUUAUGAGUGCAAUCGCACUUCAAAAUGGAUAUCAACAAUUUUAUAUGGGCGUUCGAUUCGAUGAAUCCUCAGGUUUCGUUCGAACUGAUGCACGUCGAAUUCGACUAGCACCUUGGAGUAGCGGGGAACCGAAUUUACGUAACGGUAAUUGCGUUAUGACUAAGCUUACUAAAGCCGGACCAUCGUGGUUUAUGGUUCCGUGUUCAGACAAAGCACAACUCGUAUGUCGCUUCACCAAAGAAAAACCACUUGCUGAAAUUGAACCUGAAGUUCGUUGUCCGAAGGGAAAAGAGGAUUGGAUAUUGGGCGAGACGCAUUGCUAUCAUUUGGUAACGAAGACGUCUAUGAUCAGUACUGGUUAUAAAGCAGAGCAUGACUGUUUCAAGGUGUUCUUCAAUGCAACUUUGGCGAGUUUUGAAACGCAGCAAGAUUUCGAUAAAUUCAAGGAACGUUCAAUACAUCAGGAGCUCGAUCUACCAUCAGCAUUUAUUGGCCUCAUAAAAAGAGACAAAGAUGCGUUUGCAUGGAAAGAUUUAUCACCGUUGACAUUUGUGAAUUGGGACAAAGGAGAGCCGAGUGAAGUUUAUGGACGAGAUAAUUUUGAAUGCGUGAAAAUGAACUUAAGAGGUGCUUUCAAAUGGCAAAAAGUAGCAUGUUGGCAGAACUUGCAUUACAUUUGUUCAGUUCGAGUGAUCAGGAAAGAUGAAGAAGAGGACGAUUCGAAGUCAUUGCACAGCGGAGACGAUGAACAUGAUAUACCAGAUUUACCAUCACAUGAAGACGAUGAGAACGAAAAUGAAGAUAACAAACAUAAAGCUGAAGAUGAGAAACAAAGGGAUAUGGAGAAAAGCAACGAAAAGGAGUCGAAGAUUGAUGCUGAAAAAGAGGAUACAACUUCACAUGAGAGUGAUUCGGGUGAUGCGCUCGAUAGCGAAAAUGAUGACAGUGACUCAGAAACGAAUGGAAAAUCCGACAUACACAAAGGAGCUGAUGCCGGUAAUUCCUCUUCUGGAGGCGGUAUAUCAAUAGGUGGUUUGAUUGGCACAAGUGUGGGCUUCCUGGUUGCAAUUGCGGUAGCGGUGAUCUAUUGGAGACGUAGAAGAACAACGUUAAUGGAUAAUCAACAACGUAUAAUGCAGUUCGAUGCGCUUCAAAAUGCAGACGAAUACGAUGUUUGA
This is a messenger RNA of Anisakis simplex (herring worm), 2991 nucleotides long. NCBI's taxonomy places the organism in Eukaryota, Metazoa, Nematoda, Chromadorea, Rhabditida, Anisakidae. The record is from the annotation of a GenBank genome assembly.